Molecule: messenger RNA, 1040 nt
Organism: Cryptomeria japonica (Japanese cedar)
Lineage: Eukaryota; Viridiplantae; Streptophyta; Pinopsida; Cupressales; Cupressaceae
Product: pterocarpan synthase 1
Exons: 1
Coding region: 8-526 (172 amino acids)
Source: RefSeq, a predicted model, not a curated record
AACUAGAAUGUCUUCCUACAAGAUUUUUACUUUGUUGCUUUUAUUUGUGAUGAGCAGCAUUGCAAAUGGAGUUAGAAUUAGGGAGACCAACAUGGUUUUCUACGUGCAUGGAAAGAACGCCGCAGAAAUAGUAGUGGCAGGAGCGAAUGGUUCUUCUUCAGAGUUUGGAAAGUUUGGCACCGGAGUGGUGAUGGAUGUUUUGGUCACUUGGGAACCUCAAAAUGACUCCAAAGUGAUUGGUAAAGCUAAAGGAAUAUAUUUAUUUGCAGAUGCAAGCGGAAAUCGAGCUUCUAGCCCAAUGCUAAUUACCAUUGUCUUUGAGAAUGAUAAGAACCAGAGUGACAGCUAUAACAGUUUGCAGUUGCAGGGAGUUGACGACCUUUAUGGAUCCAAACGCGAAGUUUCAGUAGUUGGAGGAACUGGGAAAUUUAGAUUUGCUCGUGGGUAUGCAAUCAUUACAACAGAAACUGUUGAUAAUGGUCUACUUCCUGUUCUCAAAUUUGACGUCACAAUUCGGCCAUUAUAGGAAUCCUGACGGCUUUUAAAACCAGGAAUUAGUUUAAAGUUGCAAAUAUAUGUUUAGUUUGUCCACCAUUGAACAGAUGGGACUUUUAGUCAUAGGUCGAAGUUGUUUGUGACAAGUUUAUCAGUAUUACUAUUAAUUUGGGUUAUUUUAUAUAUUAUUAAAUAUAUAUAUUAGGAAUAUGAGAUAUGGAAUAAAGUUUCCUUCAAACUCUAUUGAAGGUAAGGCAUUCAUGUCUCGUUUGUAGUAUAGUUAGAUGACUCCCAAAAGGUAUAGGGGUAGUCCCAUAUUGCUAUAAGCCGUCUAUAGACCUAUAUACAGACCACAUGACAUCGUGGACUAUUUUUAAAGACUAUUUUUAAAGACUCUUUCUUUUGUUUGUUAUUUCAAAUUCAUAACUUCUUGUGUGAGGAAAAUUAUUAGGAUACUUUUGACAUCUGUAAGUGAUCUUGUGCCUUCACAUUUCAAAUAUGUGUUGAUGGGAUUUCAUAUAAAAUGGUAACAAUUUAUUAUAUUC